GGAGGAGUAGUAUAUUUGGAUUGGGCGAACCGAUGUCCCAACGUUCUUGUCGGGAACAAAAGAGCUGGCUUGGGCUUGGCGUGGUUCCAUCCAUGGCAGACUACGAAACCAGCACCAGCCACAACCACCACUCGAAAGAAACAGCCUUCCAGGCCCUGAACACCAUAAUCCAGCUCCACUUCGAGAAAACCCUGGAGAAGAAGCGCGCCAUCGACCUCCAGAAGAAGGAGCUUCACAAGCUCUUCCAGAUAUUCUUCAUCUUCUUGGGCCUCGUCUUCCUGGCCCAGGCCCAGUCCCCUCGCCUCCAAUGCCGCCACUGCUGGAUCCCCAUCACUCUCCUCUCCAUGGCCCACCUCAUCUUCUACGUCUCCGUCGCCCAAACCCUAAGGUGCAUCAACGCCUUCAAGUACCAGCGCCGCUGCCACAAGCUUACUCUUGGUUUGGCCACCGAGAAGCUCAGGGAGAUCAAGACCAGACUCGCCGGCGCCGCCACCAACGGCGCCGACUACGACUCGGUGGUUGCUGACGAGGAGUUCGAGAUUCACUACCAGGAACCCCCUGAGAGCUACUUUGGAAAGUUUAAGAGGAAUUGGGCUCUGCAUUUUAGCUUCUUGAUCUUGAUCUACGCUUUUAUGAUCUCUUCCUCUGUCGUUCUUCUUUGCUUUUGAUUUGUAAUUUCAUGCAAAAUGAGAUGAGACUCACACUUUUAUAUACUCUAUUUUAAUUCAAAACUUUCAUCUCAUUUCACUUUCUUUCUGUUUUUUUCCACUCUACUGAAUUCUAGUGUUAGUUCUGAAAUCAAAAUCCAAUCUCUUAUCA
This is a messenger RNA of Glycine soja, 819 nucleotides long. RefSeq lists its product as uncharacterized. Bases 33 to 668 code for a protein of 211 amino acids. The record is from RefSeq and is a predicted model, not a curated record. NCBI's taxonomy places the organism in Eukaryota, Viridiplantae, Streptophyta, Magnoliopsida, Fabales, Fabaceae. The transcript has a single exon.